AUGCCAGUUUUCGCAUAUAUUAUACCUUUGUCCCAGAAUAUCAUUACUCAAACAGAACCAGCCAGUAUGUUGUUCGACUGGUUACGCGGAACGAUAGGGUGCACACCAAAGAAAGCGGACCUAAAUUAUUUGAGCGAAGCGGAAAUUGUGGCUCUGAAGAAGACCUGGGAAAGAGCCAAACAGAACGACAUUGGGCAACAUAUUCUAUGUGCUCUUUUUGAAGCAAAACCUCAGUUCCGAUCCUACUUUGCGAUUCCAGCUUAUGCCAUUGAAAUGACGCAGUUACGGCAAUGCCAUCUCUUUCAAAUACAGGCACGCAGAAUCCAGAACUUCUUAGAUACAGCAGUCUCAACGCUAGGUUUCUGCCCAUUGAGUAAUGCCUUAACGAUGGCGCAUCAAUUAGGGAAGAUACAUUUUCAUAGAGGUGUGAACUUCGGAGCAGAUCACUGGUUGCUUUUCAAAAAAGUUAGUGUGGAUGAAAUUUCUAAACAUAUUGGACCGAAAGAGUAUACCAUUCUGGUUAGUGAGCGAAAACGCAGAUCAUUGAAAAGGGAAGAGAGCCUUUUGGAGAUUGGACAGAAUGGAGUACUACCUGCCGUAGCUCUUGUUGCAUGGGAGAAGUUUAUGAGUGAAAUUGUGCGAGAGAUGAAGAACGGGUUCCUGGAAGAAGCACGAAAGAUUUGUACGGAAGAUGAUUCAGACUAG
Molecule: messenger RNA, 705 nt
Organism: Cylicocyclus nassatus
Lineage: Eukaryota; Metazoa; Nematoda; Chromadorea; Rhabditida; Strongylidae
Source: the annotation of a GenBank genome assembly